This is a messenger RNA of Pteropus alecto (black flying fox), 6447 nucleotides long. It is a transcript of the gene MCTP1, whose product is annotated as multiple C2 and transmembrane domain containing 1. Gene Ontology annotation, biological process: regulation of neurotransmitter secretion. The transcript is spliced from 23 exons. NCBI's taxonomy places the organism in Eukaryota, Metazoa, Chordata, Mammalia, Chiroptera, Pteropodidae. Gene Ontology annotation, molecular function: calcium ion binding. Gene Ontology annotation, cellular component: synaptic vesicle membrane. Bases 604 to 2841 code for a protein of 745 amino acids. The record is from RefSeq and is a predicted model, not a curated record.
CCGCCACCCCCUGGGGGCAGGCGGGACGCACUGGCGGGCGUAGGUGGCGCGGGCAGCAGGUGGAGCGGCUUCAAGAAACGGAAGCAAGUGCUGGACCGCGUCUUCUCCUCCUCCCAGCCCAACCUGUGCUGCUCCUCGCCGGAGGCUCUCGAGCCCGGGGGCCCCGGCAGAGCCGAGCAAGGGUCAACGCUGCGCCGCCGGAUCCGCGAGCAUCUGCUCCCCGCUGGAAAGGGGCCGGUAGCGGCCCCAGGAGCAGGCGGAGUGACGCCUCCUGGCGGACGCUCCCCAGACUCAGCUCCCUCUUCGUCCUCUGCUUCAUCCUCUCUGUCUUCCUCGCCCCAACCACCCCCGAGAGGGGACCGCGCCAAAGAUGAGGGUGCACGGCGUCGGGGCCCUGCAGCGCACUUGUGCCAUCAGAAGAGUUCUUCCCUGCCCGGCACCGCCUGCCUGGAGCAGCUGCUGGAGCCGCCGCCGCCUCCCGCAGAGCCAGCUCGGAGCCCUGUGGAGCCACAGACCGCUGAGAAGGGCGAGGAGCGGGGCAGCAGCCCGAAAAUAAAUACUUCUGGAACCAGUAAUGCAGAUGUCCCUUUGGCUGAUCCCGGAAUGUACCAAUUGGAUAUUACAUUAAGAAGGGGUCAAAGUUUAGCUGCCCGAGAUCGAGGAGGGACAAGUGAUCCAUAUGUGAAGUUUAAAAUUGGAGGAAAAGAAGUUUUUAGAAGUAAAAUAAUAUACAAGAACCUCAAUCCUGUGUGGGAGGAGAAAGCUUGCAUUCUUGUUGAUCAUCUUAGAGAGCCAUUGUAUGUAAAGGUAUUUGACUAUGAUUUUGGACUACAAGAUGACUUUAUGGGUUCAGCCUUUCUGGAUCUCACACAAUUGGAGUUAAACAGUAUUUUAUAUUACAGGCCCAUGGAUGUGACUCUAACACUGAAAGAUCCCCAUUAUCCUGACCAUGAUCUUGGAGUCAUUUUGCUCUCAGUGGUCCUUACCCCUAAGGAAGGAGAACACAAGGAUGUGACAAUGCUAAUGAGGAAGAGUUGGAAAAGAUCAAGUAAGGAAUUCUCAGAAAAUGAAGUGGUUGGAUUUUAUUUCUCUGUGAAGUCUUUCUUUUGGAGGACGUGCAGCAGGCCUGCUUUUCCUGUCCUGGGCUUCUGCAGAGCAGAGCUUCAGAGUGCUUAUUUCCAAAAUGCACAAUUUCAGACCCAAAGUUUACGUCUGUCAGACGUACACAGAAAAUCACAUCUUUGGCGCGGAAUAGUCAGUAUUACACUGAUUGAAGGGCGAGACCUCAAGGCAAUGGAUUCAAAUGGGUUGAGUGACCCCUAUGUGAAGUUCCGGCUUGGGCAUCAGAAGUACAAGAGCAAGAUUAUGCCCAAAACUUUGAAUCCUCAGUGGAGGGAACAAUUUGAUUUUCAUCUCUAUGAAGAAAGAGGCGGAAUCAUUGAUAUCACUGCAUGGGACAAAGAUGCUGGGAAAAGGGAUGAUUUUAUUGGCAGGUGCCAGGUUGACCUGUCAGCCCUCAGUAGGGAACAGACACACAAGUUGGAAUUGCAGCUGGAAGAGGGUGAGGGACACCUGGUGCUUCUGGUCACCCUGACAGCUUCGGCCACAGUCAGUAUCUCUGACCUCUCCGUCAACUCCCUGGAGGACCAAAAAGAACGGGAGGAAAUAUUAAAGAGAUAUAGCCCAUUGCGGAUAUUUCACAACCUGAAAGAUGUAGGAUUUCUCCAGGUGAAAGUAAUCAGAGCAGAAGGAUUAAUGGCUGCCGAUGUCACAGGUAAAAGUGACCCAUUUUGUGUAGUUGAACUGAACAACGAUAGACUGCUAACACAUACUGUCUACAAAAAUCUCAAUCCUGACUGGAACAAAGUCUUCACAUUCAACAUUAAAGAUAUCCAUUCAGUUCUUGAAGUGACAGUUUAUGAUGAAGAUCGAGAUCGAAGUGCUGACUUUCUGGGCAAAGUUGCUAUACCAUUGCUGUCUAUUCAAAAUGGUGAACAGAAAGCCUACGUCUUGAAAAACAAGCAGCUGACAGGGCCAACAAAGGGGGUCAUCUAUCUUGAAAUAGAUGUGAUUUUUAAUGCUGUGAAAGCCAGCUUACGAACAUUAAUACCCAAAGAACAGAAGUACAUUGAAGAGGAAAACAGACUCUCUAAACAGCUGCUACUAAGAAACUUUAUCAGGACUAAGCGUUGUGUCAUGGUGCUCGUAAAUGCUGCAUACUACGUUAACAGUUGCUUUGAUUGGGACUCGCCCCCAAGGAGCCUUGCUGCCUUUGUGCUCUUUCUCUUUGUUGUCUGGAACUUUGAGCUCUACAUGAUACCACUGGUUUUGUUGUUACUAUUGACAUGGAACUACUUCUUGAUAAUAUCAGGGAAAGAUAACAGGCAACGUGAUACAGUAGUGGAGGACAUGCUAGAGGAUGAGGAAGAAGAAGAUGACAAAGAUGACAAGGACAGUGAAAAAAAGGGAUUUAUAAAUAAAAUCUAUGCCAUCCAGGAGGUAUGCAUCAGUGUCCAGAACAUCCUAGAUGAAGUGGCUUCCUUUGGCGAAAGGAUAAAGAAUACUUUCAACUGGACCGUCCCAUUCUUAAGCUGGCUGGCUAUUGUAGCCCUCUGUAUGUUCACAGUCAUCCUGUACUUCAUUCCAUUGAGAUACAUUGUCCUUGUCUGGGGCAUCAAUAAAUUUACAAAAAAGCUACGGUGUCCCUAUGCAAUCGAUAACAAUGAACUACUUGACUUCCUUUCUAGAGUCCCUUCAGAUAUACAAGUGGUGCAAUACCAAGAACUGAAACCAGAUCCCUCUCAUAGCCCAUGUAAAAGGAAGAAAAACAAUCUUGGCUAGCUAGCUCCCGGCACUGAGAAGACCAGCAUCUGUUUGGGAAGAUAAAAGAAAAAGCCUUCAAGCCUCAGCAGUGUUUCCUUUCUUUCUGCUUUUUAUUUAUUUUGCCUUUUUAUCGUGGUGAAGAGAAUUUGUAAAUAGUGUACAAGGACAUUUGUCUUUGAAAAUGUACUUCCAUUUACAGAAUCAAUUUGAUAAAGGUUUAGUUAUUGCUGUGUGAAAGCCUUGUUAGGUGUGACUAAUAAUGUAACACAUUGGAACAACAUAUGUAAGAAUGGUUAACACUGGGAAAUACAAACUUCUCUAAUUACAAGUGGAAGGGGCAGAUCAGAUUAAGUGCUUAGCUAUGCUCUGAUUAAAUCUACGUAAAAUGUAAAUGUCCAUUUGAUUUUAGUUUUUUUUAAUGUGAUUUUUUUUAUCUGAAAGUAAUCCAUUACAAUUUUCUAUGUUUUAUACAUUUCAAAAGGGAGGGGGAGUCCCAAAACGUGAAUAAUGGAACAGGUGCAUUUCAAUUUAACAUAAAUUCUGACUUCAGAUCCCAAUGUUUAUUCCUGAGCAAAUAAUUUAGGCAUGACUAGGCUGAUUUUCAGCUAAUGAGUAAAAGUACAUUCACCCCUCAAAACAAUCUUCUACACUCUAAAAACCUACAAAGAAAACUUCCAGACCUUCUAUCAUUCCAUCUAAAACCUUAAAAUCUCUACAGGAUUACACAUAAAUACUGCCAGGUUUAUAAAUGAUUGCCUAUCUGAAUUUUUAUACCUACUAUUUUAAUUUGUACCAACUGAGCAAAUUAGCAAAAUUUCAGUAGUCAAACAUACUAGCAAACUAAAUCCACAUUGCUUUUGGUGUCAGAUUACACCUCUGUGAAUCUAAAAAUAUUUAAUACUCAAGUGUUCUCAGAGAAAAGUAUCUGCUUUCUCAUUAGGUUACUCAAAUGCUUUAAUGCCUACUAGGAUUUUUGUUAUUAAUGUGAAUUUUAAUGUAGAGGAGAAUGCAAUGUGCUAAGUGACAUGCCAGUGUUUCAUUACAUUCAUUUAUAGAAAUAAUCAUUCUUGAUAAUAUGAAUGCAUGAAAACUUAUUUUGUAAAAUAAACUGCUUAUGGGGAAGGGGAGUUUGCCUUUAAAAAUGUUUCACUACUUACUAUAGAAUCUAUACUUAAAAAUCGCAUUCUCAAGAUUUAUGGUAGUUUUUGUACCUAACUCCCUGUUAUAUCAAGGGAGCAUACCUCUGGAAAGAGAGAAUUUGGUGAGAAUGUCUUAUACUUCCCCAGACUUGGUAGGGGAUUAAGCUUGGUUGAAAUUGCUACAGUGUUUUGCACUAUUUUAUUAAUAAUAUACUGGGAUAGAGUGAAGGUGGGGGUUAUGCUGGAAAAUGUAGAAAAACCAGAAGCAAGAAAUAUAUAUUUCACUCUAGACUCUUUAAAAUAAAUUUAAUCUCAUCAAAGCUGAUUUUUAAAGUAUUUUUAUUUUAAAGCUAUGUUGUUAAAUACUAUUUCUUAUGAUAGAACUAUUUUAAUCUGUUUAUACACUAUGGUUGAAAGAAUGCCAAUUAAAUUCCCUUUCUACAGAAAGGCUUUGACCUCAAUAUGCUCUAUUUAGUGCAUCAUGUUUGUAAUGACAUGCUUAUAUCCACAUACCGUCACUGUUUCUUGCUAAGAUGUAAUAUUCCAUGAAGUUAAUGUAACUACAGAAAGUUUGAUAGGAUAAUUUGUUUGAAAUAACUUCUGAUUACAUCUUGUCUGAGAUUUAUGUUCCACGCCGACAGUGUCUACUCAAAUGUCUACAGGCCUGAUGUUCUACAACCUCAUGUACCUAAUAGAUAGUAACCAUUAACAGAUGGCUUAUUUCUGUUUCGUUCUAUGAAGUUUCACAUGUUUAGUUCGAUGGUAAUGUUGACUAUACAUUCACUGCAUUAAAUACAAAAAAAAACCCUUUUCUAAGUAUAAUCAGUACUCUUUUUCUUUUUUUUUAGUGGUUGAGAGAGGAAUAAUGGACGAUUGUGUGUAUAAUCUUAUUAAUGACACUUCUCUUAAACUCAUGUUUGGUUUGGACAAACAAGGCUUUCCCUGAAAACUUUUGACUGUUGUAGAAAACUUAAUACCUUAAAAGGCGUGACUAUCCAAUGAGGCUGAUGAGUAAGAACUAUCCUGAGACAUGAAAAUGAUAUUCAGAGGGCUCUUCAUUGCUUUUAAGAAACAACUAAAUUCACAGGUUGAAAACAAGAGGCUAGCUAAUAGAAUUUUAACUAUUUCUUUCUCCUGUGUGAGGGGUUUACAAAUCUAUUUAAUUUUAGUUUUGAGAGAUUUGCCAUGUAAGUAUUUCAAGAUACUUUACUUAACAGGCUGGAAGUCUAAUACCUAUUUGGACUGCUAAAUACAGUAGUCACAUGAACUGCUAAAUAUAUUCCUUAGUAUCUUAGUAAAUUCAUUGAAGGUCAUUCAUAUUCUAAACUAUGAUAAUUCAUAAGAAAUGCAUAUCUUAAAAUUUUUUCAUCUAUAAAAAGAACUUAGUACUUCUUGUUCAUUUUGGUACUGUUCCACAGACUCAAACUGAUAGAUUCUGUAGGGAUUCCAAAUUAUUUUUGAAGCAUUCCAUGCACAAGGAAGAUCUGAAAUGAUUCUUUAAAUGCCUCUGUGUUGUACUAUAGUUCUUGAGUAACUAUCCUGUCAUAAGCAACAGUCAAACCAAUGAUAGUAUAUUAAAAUCAAAUCUGGAACCAAAGUAUAGGGAGAGCAAAAUUUAACUGACGUAUUUCUUAAAGUAUCUUUUACAGAAUUUUAUCCUAUAUUUAAAAGUGAAUAUUCAAUAAGAAACUCUCUUAUCCAGGGACUAUAUUAACACCCCCACCCCCUCAUUUUGAUCUCAAUAUCCAAAUGACCCUAAUGCUCUUGUAUUAUCGAGUCAUAUUCAGAGGCUUUAAUUUCAGUUUAUACAUUUGUUAAAAUGUACCCAAAUGUUUAUUUUUGAGUUUUGUACUUAGCAUUACAAAGAAACCAAAAAAUAUAUAUAUAAGGUAGUUGAUGCUCCAGAAAUACAAGACAGGCACCAUUAUACUUCUUACAAAAGCCUCAGGUAUUAAAUUAAUGCAUAUUUAAAUUCUGAGACUUUAAAUGUCAACUGUAAGCGUGUGUGUGUGUGUGUGUAUGUGUACAGAUGCCUAUUAAUUUGUUUGAUUAGAGUAUCUAGAAUCAGCCUUUCUAAUUGCUCAGUCAAGUAUGAAUUAAAACCACAUAAAAAAUAAUGUAAUGAAUACUUACAAUAGUGUUGUUCCUUUCAAUUAUAAUUCUCUUUCCCAGGAUGACUGGUAUAACUCACUGAAAGAAAAAAAAAAACUUUUGGUUACCUCUUACACCUCAGUUUCUACAUUUGUACAGUGGCAUUCACAUCAUAAGACUUAUUACUACAGUUGAAUCUCUGAGAUUUUAGAAAUAUCAAGGAAAGUCUCCCAUUAUGUAAGACUAUCAUGCAAUUAACCAUUAAAUCCCAAAGUGGUUACAUGCUAUAAGAACAACACUGUGAAAGGUUUGCUAAAAUUUAAUUAUAUCUGCUUUUCCAAGGGGAUUUGGGUUAAGCGCAAACAAAAUAAAAAUAAAAAAUCAUCAUCAAAUA